AUGAUAAAUGAAGAUGCUCCUGAGGUCAUACCUGGUGAAAUAAGUACUGGUAUGGCUUUUGGAAGUAUGAAAGCUUAUAAGGAUCAUUUAAGAGAAUAUGCAGUGUUGAAACAUGGGGAUUUUAAGGUGAAGAAAGGAGAUAAAAUCAGACAUUAUUCUUACUGUGCUUACAGGGAUGCCCAAAACUGUGCUUGGAUGGUGAAUGCAAGAAAGGUACCAGAGAAAGAUGAUAUGACAGUCACAGUCAGAGAGUGCAACAUAGAACACACUUGUAAAAAUCCCAAUGAAGACUACAGCAGAAAAUGCAAUGCAAAAUUUGUAGCUAAGUAUUUGUUGAAGACGAUGGAUGUUGCUUCACCAGUGGACAAGGCAGAUGAUAUAGCUAAGAAAAUCAUUAGACCUCAGUUGCAAACUGAAAUACCAAAAUGGGUUGCUCGUCAUGCAAGGAGAUUGGUGCUAGCAGAAAGGGAUGGAACAUUUGAGACUUGUUACAAAAAAACACCACAACUGGUCAUAGCUGCUACCUCAUUGAACCCAAGGAGCAUAGGUCAUUUCAGCUGGUCCAAAGAUGAUAAAGAUAACAGAUUUAAGAGUCUCAUUUUGGGGUAUAAUGCACAGAUAAAAGGUUUUAUGAAUAGUUGUAGAAUGGUUAUUGGGUUAGAUGGAGCUCACCUAACUGGUAAGUUUGGUGGUGUGAUGCUUUCAGCAACAGGUAUAGAUGCUCAGAAUGGGGUAUUUCCUUUAUGUAUGAUGAUUUGUAUGAGUGAAACUGAAGAAAAUUGGUUUAUGAUGUUAAAAGAAUUGAGAAAAAGGAUACCAGAUAUGGCUGGACUGACCUUUAUUUCUGAUAGAAUGAAGGGAAUUCUUGAAUCAGUAAAAAAAUUGUAUCCUUUGUCAAAUCAUAGAUACUGCCUAAGGCACCUAUUCAAGAAUUUCUUGACCAAAGGAUUCAGAAAUCCAAGACUAGCACAGCUUCUUUGGCAGACUGCAAAGGCAUACAAAUAUCAUCAUUGGGAGGAGGCCAUGCAAGAAAUAGCAGAGAUAUCUCCAGAUGCAUACAAAUACCUGAUUGAUGCAGAACCGAAGUCUUGGGCAAGGUCAUGGUUUCCUCAUGAUGUUGCUUGUGAGCACAUCUACUCCAACUUUUCAGAAAGUUUUGACAACAUGGCCCUGAAAUUCAGAGGCAAGCCUCUCACUCAGUUGGUUGAUAUGUACACACAUAUGGUGAUGGUGUUGUUUUCAAAAAGAAGAAAGCUUGCCGCAAUUUGGCAAUCUGGUGACCUUGUUCCUGCUGGUAAAGAUCUCAUUGAGGUAAUGUGCAAUCUUAGAGGUAACUAUGAAUGUGAUCCUUCUGUAGAGCACAAAGUGUAUGAGGUGACCAACAAAGCUACUGGCAAAGUUUUUGUGGUAAAAGUAGAAGAAAAAAAAUGUACAUGUAGACAGUGGCAAUUGAGGCAGUUCCCUUGCUUGCAUGGUGUAGUUGCAUUGUUUAAAUUGAAUCCUAAUUGGUCCAACUACUGCAGUAAGUACUACACUAUUGGUAUCAACAUUAUACAUCCACACAGAUUGAGAGAUAAGGGAAGACCUUGUGUCAAGAGAAAGAAGUCUUGGUAUGAGAAGAACAAGCAGCCCAAAAGAGUAAAAAAGUGCAGUGUAUGUAAAGGUCUUGAUCAUAACAUCCUUACCUGUCAAGGUCCUCCAGUUGGUUCUAAUCCAAAGAAGAAAGGAGUUAGAAUGGAAUGUUCUGUUAAUGGAGAUGAGUUUUGUAUUACUGCUGCACCAACAAAGAAGAUGAGGAAGGCCUUGUCUGCACCAACUACUGCAACAACAUCUGCAUCAAAGACUGCUACUGCUGAUGUACCACCAUUUUCAAAGGGCAAGGCAGCUGCUACUACACCAUCUUCUUCUACAGCUGGUUCCCAGAAAAAGUGUAAGACAACUGCACCAUCCUCCUCCACUGCAGUUGAUGUUGGAUCUAAAAGGAAGGUACCAUCUACUUCUUCUACACCUUCUAGUGCCUGUUUUAACCAGAUUUUUAAUGGUACUGUUAACAUUUCUAGCCAAACAAUCAACAUUACCGAACCAUCAUCAAAAAGGGUUAGAAAGCCUAACUCCAAAUAUCAACAAUAG
This is a messenger RNA of Papaver somniferum (opium poppy), 2130 nucleotides long. RefSeq lists its product as uncharacterized. The record is from RefSeq and is a predicted model, not a curated record. The coding region runs from base 1 to 2130 and encodes 709 amino acids. NCBI's taxonomy places the organism in Eukaryota, Viridiplantae, Streptophyta, Magnoliopsida, Ranunculales, Papaveraceae. The transcript is spliced from 6 exons. Gene Ontology annotation, molecular function: zinc ion binding.